AUGACGACUUACGAGGACCGCCCGGGCCCUUUCACCCAACAGGUUAGAGGAGCCAUUCGAGCGAAUACGUCGAAACCACUGAAGAUUGACUAUACAGGAAUUGGAGACCCUUACCAGCAUCUACAGGCUUUCCGAUCACAAACAAGCGCCAAGGGAUAUACGGAUGAAGUGUGUUGGAAUUUUAAGGAGCUAGCUGACAAAUUUGUCGCUCGAUUCAUCUUACGCACUGAUGGGAUACACACACCAAAGGGCUUGUUAAAAGUCCAGCAGGGAGAAGAUGAAACUUUGAAGUCUUUUGUAAAUCGAUGGCAGGCGGCUACCGCUAAGUGCCGGGACCUUAAUAAGGAACUGGCUGAGCUGGCUUUCAGGAGGGGCUUAAGGCGCGGAGAAUUUCUCUACGGGCUCAACCAUAAUCCUCCAGCUAGCUAUGACGAGCUGAUGGCCACUGCCAUCAGACAUGCUCAGGCCGAAUUCGAGACUUACAGGGACACCCCCAGACCAGAGCUAAGAUUCUCCUCACCGACCUCGACUGUCAGGGAUGAAACACGAAAGAGGGAGUGGGUCCAUAGCCAUGAUAGGACACCCCAUACCUCGAACAAAAGAAGCAAAGAGUCCUCGUCCAGGUCAAACAGUUACGGGACCACCCACCCUCACCGGGAGCCGAGGGCACAGCAGGCCCCACGGACACCACCACGACCUCGGUAUGAGGUGUUCACAAUCCUCAACGCUUCAUACGAGACUAUUUGGAACGAAAACAAGGAUGAGAUACCGGGACCACCCCCAAGGAAAUUCCCGAAGAGUAAACUUACCCAGCAGGAUACCGGAAAGUUCUGCACUUAUCAUGAGGAUGCCGGACAUAAUACCAAUCUCUGCGUUGCUUUAAAAAAUACAAUCGAGUCCCUCAUCCAGAGGGGCAAACUUCAACGAUACCUACCUGCUAAGGAGAUAGGAGCUGUAAACGUGUACGGCCAGAUCUUCACGAUCCACGGUGGGGGCCCGAAAGAGUUGCCCCCCCAGGGGAGGAAACGAAAUUCUAGUUUCGGCCGUCCGGAAGUUUUCAACUUCCACAAGGCCCCGCAGCAAGACGGUGGCACCGGAUGGACAUCGGUGACAUUCCUGCAGGAGGAGGAGGCCGACCUAAGGAUGCCCCAUGAUGAUCCCUUCCUAAUCACGCUCCAAAUGGACCAUUAUAUAAUGUCUCGGGUGCUCGUGGACACCGGGGCCUCAGUUAGCGUAUUAUUUCGCGAUGCAUACAAAGCUUUGAACAGAAGAAGGGCCAAGCUGUCAUAG
Messenger RNA from Rosa chinensis, 1290 nucleotides. RefSeq lists its product as uncharacterized. Gene Ontology annotation, biological process: proteolysis. NCBI's taxonomy places the organism in Eukaryota, Viridiplantae, Streptophyta, Magnoliopsida, Rosales, Rosaceae. Gene Ontology annotation, molecular function: aspartic-type endopeptidase activity. The record is from RefSeq and is a predicted model, not a curated record. The transcript is spliced from 2 exons. Bases 1 to 1290 code for a protein of 429 amino acids.